Molecule: messenger RNA, 732 nt
Organism: Plasmopara halstedii
Lineage: Eukaryota; Oomycota; Peronosporomycetes; Peronosporales; Peronosporaceae
Exons: 1
Coding region: 257-646 (129 amino acids)
Source: RefSeq, a predicted model, not a curated record
AUGACGGGACAAACUUAAAUGGUUAUUUGGAUCAAAAAUCAAUGUGAGUUCACGUUGCUCUGAAUUUUUUAGACUCACUACAAAAGUUUUAAUUCGCCUGCAUUUUUCCCAUUGCGCGGUGUCUACUUUCUUAUUUCUAACUCGACUUCUUCAUCCUUUCCUCCUAAAGCAGACAGCGACAUAACUAAAAACCUUAUUAAUUGAGGAAGACAAUGGUGGACUGGUUAUCCUGUCUGGCCUUCCAGGCUAGCGCCAAAUGGUGAUGGAUCUGGUCUGCGCGUUUAUGCUCGCGAUCACUAAAUUAGUUAGUAGUCGUCGUGUGCAUCGCUGCGCAAUAAGCGUAGCUGGUGAUACCGGCCGAGGCAAACACUAUCGGCAUGAUGGGCAUUGUGCCAGCAUUUGCAGACACAGCGGCAUUGAUAUUGCUUGGAAUUGUCAAGUUUGCAAAUGCGCAUUUUGUAUGUCUUGGUUGCGUACUAUGCAAGCGGGUAACGUGGGUCUCAGACGAAUCCUGGCCCCCUAUCUAUAUAUCCAGAAAUUAGGCACAUUUCUACUGGUACUUGCGAGAGUUGAUACUGAGAUUUGCGAUUUUUUUCGGAUUAAAGAGAGAUUAGGCUUCGCGAUGAUAAUUAACAUGUCGAUAUAGCAGGCUAACAGCAACUAUUUUAAAGUACUCGCAAUCAUUCCGAGCCUGCCUAUUUAUGUAGUUAGACAAACAGCCGUAAGAAAAAU